UGGCCAUUUACAACUGAUAACUUCUAUGUAGAGUAAAGUGAUAAACAAAUGAUAAGAGAAAUUUACCUAAUGAGACCAUAGACUUCUGAAAAACACGGCUAACAUAUUUGAAUAUAAUAUAAUGCAAAUACGCGGAUUCAACCAUAUAAUGUCAACCUCUAUAUGCACAACUGUCUAUCUCCACCAAAUAAUAUUUUUAAAAUUUUAUAUAACUCUGUUUUCCUCCAAACAUUCUCUUGUAUAUAUACUCUCAUCUCUUCUUGGAUCCUCUCCUAAAAACCAAACAAACAAAACUUCUUCAUACCUUUUGCUUGCUCCUACAAUCUCUCCUUGAAUCCGAAUCUUUCUUCAUAUAAUGGGAAACUAUGUUUCUUCUGCACUAAGCAAAACGUCUUCAUCAUCAUCAUCGGCGGCGAAAGUGAUUCUCCCCGACGGUGGAGUACGUAACAUUCACGCGCCGAUGAAAGCUGCCGAGCUUAUGAUGGAGAUUCCAAGCUUCUUCCUCGUCGACGCAAAGUCUUUAAAGAUCGGUCGGAAGUUUUGUCCGUUAGCCGCCGAUGACGACCUUCAAAUCAAAGGCUGCCACGUGUACGUAGCUUUCCCUAUGACGCGUGCCACGUCAGCUGCUAAUGCUUCGGAUUUGGCUCGGUUAUUCGUAGCUGCUAAGAAACAGCGCCGCCACCGCGUGGGAAGUGAUCAUUCUUCCGCCGCCGUGAAACACUGUCAUAAUAACGGAAGGGUUUCGCCGGACGGGGAAGGAGAUGACGUCAAGGUGAUUUCAGCGGGAUCAAAGCUGAACCUAGAAGAUAUCGAAGAGUUUUCGGCGGCGGAGUUUAUGCAUAGGAUCUCAGUUUCGAAAUCUAAGAAACCAAAAUUAGAAACUAUAGUUGAAGAAUCUUUGUCUUAAAACUAAAAAUGAAAUUUCAUUUUUCGAACAUUUUUUCAUGUUUUGCUAUUGUUGUUUUCUAAUCCUCUCCGCGCAAGUGGCUUGGCUUCUCUUUUGUGGUAUUAAUGAACAGAAAGAGACAUUAUUCGACUAUUCGAGAAUGAACAUGUUAUCUUUACAAUAUUUUUUUUUGUCUGUCUACAUGAAAAGCAAAUUCCUUGGUUC
Molecule: messenger RNA, 1111 nt
Organism: Arabidopsis thaliana (thale cress)
Lineage: Eukaryota; Viridiplantae; Streptophyta; Magnoliopsida; Brassicales; Brassicaceae
Exons: 1
Coding region: 356-907 (183 amino acids)
Source: RefSeq, marked reviewed